This is a messenger RNA of Phlebotomus papatasi, 1681 nucleotides long. RefSeq names its product septin-2 (gene Septin2). Lineage: Eukaryota; Metazoa; Arthropoda; Insecta; Diptera; Psychodidae. The transcript has 4 exons. The coding region runs from base 58 to 1320 and encodes 420 amino acids. Gene Ontology annotation, molecular function: GTPase activity; molecular adaptor activity; GTP binding. The record is from RefSeq and is a predicted model, not a curated record. Gene Ontology annotation, biological process: cytoskeleton-dependent cytokinesis. Gene Ontology annotation, cellular component: microtubule cytoskeleton; cell division site; septin complex.
AGUCGGGUUAGUUGCAUGAGGUAGCCGCGAAAUAAUUAGUGGCUCACAGUGACAAAGAUGGCUUCUGCAGAAGUUUGUGCUGCUGGUAAGGUGGAGAAUCAGAUGAGGACACUGAAAUUGGCAGGACACGUAGGCUUCGACAGCCUUCCAGAUCAGUUGGUGAACAAGAGUGUCCAGAAUGGAUUUGUGUUCAAUAUCAUGUGCAUCGGCGAGACGGGAUUGGGAAAAUCAACUUUGAUGGAUACUCUCUUCAAUACUAACUUUGAGUCAUCUCCGAGUCCUCAUUCCCUUCCCAAUGUUAAGCUAAAGUCCAACACCUACGAACUGCAAGAGAGCAACGUCAAAUUGAAGCUUACAAUUUGUGACACAGUUGGAUAUGGUGACCAAAUCAACAAAGAUGACUCUUUUAAAGCUGUUGUGGACUACAUUGAUGCCCAGUUUGAGGCUCAUCUUCAGGAAGAGCUGAAGAUCAAACGAUCCUUGUCUACUUAUCACGAUGCUCGCAUUCAUGCUUGUCUGUAUUUUAUUUGUCCAACAGGACAUGGCUUGAAAUCAAUUGAUUUGGUUUGCAUGAAGAAGCUCGACACAAAAGUCAACAUAAUACCUAUAAUUGCAAAAGCUGAUUCAGUGUCUAAGGCUGAGCUUCAGAAGUUUAAAACGAAAAUCAUUGAGGAACUUCAGGCAAAUGGAGUGCACAUUUAUCAGUUCCCUACAGAUGAUGAGUCUGUGGCUGAAGUGAAUACAUCGAUGAAUGCUCAUGUUCCAUUUGCCGUUGUGGGCAGCACAGAAUUUAUUCGGAUUGGAAAUAAGCAAAUCCGUGCCCGUCAGUAUAUCUGGGGUUCUGUGCAAGUUGAGAAUGAGUCUCACUGUGACUUUGUGAAGUUGCGUGAGAUGCUGAUACGGACAAAUAUGGAGGAUAUGCGUGAGAAGACCCAUACGCGUCACUAUGAAUUGUACAGGCAGAAACGGCUGGAACAGAUGGGAUUUACUGAUGUGGACAGUGACAAUAAGCCGGUGUCCUUUCAGCAGACUUUUGAGGCUAAGCGCUCCAAUCACUUGGCGGAGUUGCAACAGAAGGAGGAUGAGAUGAGGCAGAUGUUUGUUGUGCGUGUCAAGGAGAAGGAGGCUGAGCUCAAGGACAGUGAGAAGGAUUUACAUGCUAAAUUUGAUAAAUUAAAGAAAGAUCAUGCUGAGGAAAAGAGAAAGCUUGAAGAAUCUCGCAAGAAGUUGGAGGAGGAAUUUGUUGAAUUCAGUCGACGUAAGGCUCAACUCACAGCUUCGCAUCAUACUUUAACUCUGGGCAAAAGCAAAAAGAAAUAAUUUCUCAUCCUGAGACAAUUCUUUCCCUUCUCAAAAAAUGCAUUUCGUAUUUUAUAUACAUUUAUUAAUUCAGUUAUUAUUUCCCAACAAGCUAAAUAUGCCUAACAUUUUAUGAAAUAAGCAUAUUUCUGCUUAUUUUCCAUUUUAAAUGAAAAGAAAAAAGAAACAAAAUAUAUACAUUAAGAGUUUGUGGUCGUGGAAAUUUAUUCACUUGUCCUAAAUUAUUUUUGAAAAAAAAACAGAUUUUUUAUCAAAGAAAUUGUAGUAUCAUAAUUUUAAUUAUUAUAAAAAGCUGCUUUUUUAAUGUGUAAUCGAAGAGAAAUGUUCUUGAAAUAAAUAUAAAAAUUUUCAAAGUAUAAAA